Messenger RNA from Fonsecaea monophora, 345 nucleotides. Its product is annotated as 60S ribosomal protein L44. Gene Ontology annotation, cellular component: ribosome; cytosolic large ribosomal subunit. The transcript has 3 exons. The record is from RefSeq and is a predicted model, not a curated record. Lineage: Eukaryota; Fungi; Ascomycota; Eurotiomycetes; Chaetothyriales; Herpotrichiellaceae. Gene Ontology annotation, biological process: translation. Gene Ontology annotation, molecular function: structural constituent of ribosome. Bases 1 to 345 code for a protein of 114 amino acids.
AUGCUAACCAAUGUCUCAUUUCAUCAGGUCAACGUUCCCAAGACCCGCCGCACCUACUGCAAGGGCAAGACCUGCAAGAAGCACACCCAACACAAAGUUACACAGUACAAGGCUGGCAAAGCCUCGCUGUUCGCGCAAGGAAAACGUCGAUAUGACCGCAAGCAGUCCGGUUACGGUGGUCAAACGAAGCCCGUGUUCCACAAGAAGGCCAAGACAACCAAGAAGGUGGUGCUGAGAUUGGAGUGCACAGUAUGCAAGACCAAGGCACAAUUAUCGUUGAAGCGAUGCAAGCACUUUGAGUUGGGUGGUGACAAGAAGACGAAGGGUGCGGCUCUUGUGUUCUAA